Penicillium chermesinum is the source of this 1362-nucleotide messenger RNA. Its product is annotated as cytochrome b2 mitochondrial. NCBI's taxonomy places the organism in Eukaryota, Fungi, Ascomycota, Eurotiomycetes, Eurotiales, Aspergillaceae. The transcript has 6 exons. Bases 1 to 1362 code for a protein of 453 amino acids. Gene Ontology annotation, molecular function: oxidoreductase activity. The record is from RefSeq and is a predicted model, not a curated record.
AUGGACAAGGUUUUUCCUUUAGCCGAGGUUGCGCAGCAUAACAACCAGGACAGCUGUUGGGUGAUCCUCUACGGCAAGGUCUACGAUGUCACGCAACUAAUCGACAAUCAUCCCGGCGGCGCCCAAGCGAUUCUCAACUUAGCCGGCAAAGAUGCCACGGAAGAAUUUGAUCCCAUUCACCCUAGGGAGACUAUGGAAGCUCUCCAGCCAUCCCUCAUGGGCUCUCUAGACCCUGCCGAUAGGUCACAGAUCAUGUCUGAAGAAGCAUCAGCCAAAUCCAUGAAAUCCGGCAACGUCAACGCCCUCCUCAAUCUCGACGACAUCGAGCAAGCCGCAACUGAAGUAGCCAGCAAAAAGGCCUGGGGCUACUACUACUCCGCCGCAGACGACAAGAUCUCCAAGAAUUUGAAUUCGGCAGUUUACCGCUCGAUUCUCCUGCGGCCGCGUGUCUUCGUCGACGUCGCAGACUGUACCGCCCGAACCAGCUUCCUCGGCCACAAAGUCAACCUCCCGGUUUUCGUUGCGCCCGCUGCCCAAGCACGGCUCGGACAUCCGGCGGGCGAGGCCGGGAUUGCAGCGGCGUGUCGGGCUUUCGGCGUUGCGCAGAUCAUUUCUAAUGUCGCUUCGCAGUCGCCGGAGGAGAUUGUUGCUGAUGCCGCGCCGGAUCAGGUGAGCGAGAAGAUGCUUCAGCGUAUCAAUAAGCUCGACGCUAUUAAGAUGAUUAUUAUCACCGUUGAUACGCCGGUCCUGGGAAACCGGGAAGAUGAUCAACGGCGGGAUAUUCAAGGAGGAGUGGGCAGGAAGACUCCCAAUUUCAUAGACACUUCAGUUACAUGGCGUGAGACGCUGGGGUGGUUAUCCAAGAUGACAGAUAAGCCGGUCGUGAUAAAAGGAAUCCAGACGUAUGAGGAUGCUUUGCUGGCUGCGCAGUAUUCUUAUUUGGUCAAGGGAAUUAUUCUUUCUAAUCACGGGGGCAGAUCCCUCGAUACGGCUCCGCCUGCUGUUCACACACUUUUGGAAAUUCGGCGAUAUUGUCCUCAGGUUUUCCAGAAAAUUGAUGUCUGGGUCGACGGGGGCAUCAGACGAGGGACCGAUGUGGUGAAAGCGCUGUGUCUCGGUGCCAAGGCUGUUGGCAUCGGUCGUGCGCCACUCUGGGGCCUGUCAGCCGGAGGCGUGCAGGGCGUUGAAAGAGUACUUCAGAUUCUGUCGGAUGAGAUACAUAAUUGCAUGUGUUUUCUGGGAGUUAAGACUAUUGACGAGCUGAGUCUUAAACAUGUGAAUACGAGCAUGGUCGAGCACCAGCUGUAUAAUGAGUCUCCAGAUCUAGAUAUGGAGGGUUCUGGAUCCAAGGCAAAGCUUUGA